Messenger RNA from Acipenser ruthenus (sterlet), 1940 nucleotides. Its product is annotated as tektin-2-like. Lineage: Eukaryota; Metazoa; Chordata; Actinopteri; Acipenseriformes; Acipenseridae. Gene Ontology annotation, molecular function: protein binding. Gene Ontology annotation, cellular component: microtubule cytoskeleton; nucleus. The record is from RefSeq and is a predicted model, not a curated record. The transcript is spliced from 3 exons. The coding region runs from base 1254 to 1631 and encodes 125 amino acids. Gene Ontology annotation, biological process: cilium movement involved in cell motility; cilium assembly; post-translational protein targeting to endoplasmic reticulum membrane.
UGUGAGGAUGAGAAGGUCUCCACAGUCUGGAGUCUGGUCUCUGACAGGCUCAACAUACCUGUCAAUCAACAGGGACUCCUCUACAAAGGCAAGGCGCUGGCAGGUAGGCUGAACAGCACAGCACAGCACAGCACAGCACAGCACAGCUCACCCCUCCUCUCACCCCUCGCCUCAUCCCUCCUCUCACUCCUCGCCUCACCCCGGGUCAGUGUGGCACAGCCUGCCUGCUCUUCUGAACAAACACUUCAGCCCUGCCGACGCAGUGAGAGUCUGGAGCAGCAACACAAGGUAACCUGAACACAAACACACACACACACACAGACACACACAAACACACACACAGUGAGAGGCUGGAGCAGCUACACAAGGUAAAUUGAACACAAUAAACACGGCUACACACACAAUCCUAGCUGCAGCAGAUGUACAAUGUUAUACAGACACACACAGACACAGCUGUACAGUGACACAGAGACGCACACACAAUCACAGCUGCAGCAUACACACUCUGAAAUGCAGGUGUAGAGCAGCGUGUAGUUGUGACUCUGUGUCUCUCUCCUCCCCCUCUCCUCUCCUCUCCUUACUUUGUUUAAAAGAAUAGAAGCACACCCAGUGAGCAAGGCAUUGAGCAGCCCCACAUCCCGCUUCACAAUACCGCUACAUAUUGACUGACUGUUUGCAUUGUGUGUGUUUGGUAAGACAAACCACAUUUUCUACUUCUACUUUCUACGAUUGGGCAAGUCAGCGGUUGUUUGAUAACAGAACAUAAAACAUCACAGAGCGGGUUGAACUGCAUUGCUGCAAAUCAAGGCCCUUUAAAAUGUGUACCUUCCCAGCUCAGGUAUUGCUGAGGUAAAGAGACACUUCCUACAGGAGGACAGGACGUUGUCAAGGAGGGGAUGUCGUCACGUGUCCUGAGGGCUUUCUUAAAAACAUUGUUUUAUUAUUUCUAAGCGUACGUUGUUAUUGCCUUUUAGCUCUUGAGCAUAAUAAUCUCAAUCCCGUUUGAAAUGACACUAAGUGCAUUUGCAUGGUGGCAGAUGAGGGAUGUCGCUUCACUCGAGGCGUGCGUACUGAUGAAGAUGUAGUUUCAGUGUUUAAUGGUUAUCCCCUCACUGUGUGUGUGUGUGUGUGUGUGUGUGUGUGUGUGUUCUUGUCUCUCGCCUGUCCAGUGAGGAUGAAGAUGUAGUUUCAGUGUUUAAUGCUCAUCCCCUCACUGUGUGUUUGUGUGUUCUUGUCUCGACAGGUCUGUGAGGAUGAGAAGGUCUCCACAGUCUGGAGUCUGGUCUCUGACAGGCUCAACAUACCUGUCAAUCAACAGGGACUCCUCUACAAAGGCAAGGCGCUGGCAGGUGCAGCACGGGCUGACAGAUGAGGUUCAGCAGCUGGAAGGCACCAUGACUGCUCUGAAGCAGAAACGUGCCCAAUCACAGGACGUCCUGCAUGCUCUGUCCCAGCAGCUGACUCGUAUCGAGGAGGACAUCGCCUGCAAGACCAGCUCCCUGUCCCUGGAGAGACGUAGCCUGGACACACGGAGCAAACUGAUCGUCCCACCAGAGAAACAAGUCCCUGAAACUGACACCUUCAACCGCACCCUGAGCCCUGUCAAGAGCCGCCAGCUGGAGCUCGCUUGACAGCUCCGCCUCCCCAUGAAAUAAAGAAAGAGAUCAAUAAAUAUUUGUUCUGUAAAAUCAUGCUUGUUCAGCACUGGGACUCUGUAAUGAAUGCACUAAAGUACAUUUGUUAGAGUUUUAAAUAUUAUGAAUCUGUGUCAUACACUGUGAUCACGUUAAGUGUUAAUAGAGGCUGACAUCACACACAAUCCAUCUGUCUUAUAAAUGACAUCACACACAAUCUGUCUGCCUUAUAAAUGACAUCACAUACAAUCCGUCUUAUAAAUGACAUCACACACAAUCCGUCUGUUUUAUAAAUGACAUCACACA